Molecule: messenger RNA, 3773 nt
Organism: Micropterus dolomieu (smallmouth bass)
Lineage: Eukaryota; Metazoa; Chordata; Actinopteri; Centrarchiformes; Centrarchidae
Gene: rps6kc1
Product: ribosomal protein S6 kinase polypeptide 1
Exons: 13
Coding region: 99-3218 (1039 amino acids)
Biological process (GO): protein phosphorylation
Cellular component (GO): early endosome
Molecular function (GO): ATP binding; phosphatidylinositol binding; protein kinase activity
Source: RefSeq, a predicted model, not a curated record
GGCGCUGUAACUAAUUUACCUGCCUGUCAUUGUGCUGUCAGGGAAUGAAUGUGUACGGCUAGCCGGCUGGUAGCUUUGGAAAUGUUGCCACUAUCAGAAUGAUAUCGCAGCGGGACAGAGGAGAACUUGCUCGGUUUUAUACUGUCACAGAUCCCAAAAAGCACCAGAAAGGCUACACUGUGUACAAAGUCACUGCAAGGAUAAUCUCCAGGAAGAACCCAGAGGAUGUCCAAGAGAUAACAGUAUGGAAGAGAUACAGUGAUUUCCGGAAGCUUCACCAGAACCUCUUGCAGCUGCACAAGAAUGUAUGUAGCCAGUCGGAGCUGUUUCCUCCCUUUGCCAGGGCCAAAGUCUUUGGUCGUUUUGAUGACUCUGUAAUUGAAGAAAGAAGACAGUGCUCCGAGGAUCUGCUACAGUUCUCUGCCAAUAUCCCUGCUUUGUAUAGUAGUCAGCACAUCCAAGAUUUCUUCAAGGGAGGUGAGGUCCACGACGGCUCAGAGCUCAUUGGACCAGCUGAACCUUUUUCUGAGUUCCUGGCGGACAGUUUAUCAGACUGCAGCUCUGACGUUCAAAAAGACAUCAGUGGUGCAGAUGAUUUGACCAUCACAUCUGAGUAUGGAGGCCCAUCCAGUGACAGCGACCUGACCUCCCUGGCUGUAGAUACAGACUCUUUGGCUGGGCUUGAUGAUGGCAUGGCCUCAGGCCGCACCUCCCCAAACCAAACACAGGGGGGAGCCACCAACAUUAGCAACAGCUGGAGCCCUCGCUUGCCCUCCCUUCACACACGCCGCACCCCGUCUCCUGCCGCAGUCCCUGCCUCCUCAGCCCCUAACCCAGAGGUCAGCUGGCCAGGCCAAACGCCACACUUCUCCAGAAGUCUGAAGAAAGCCAGCGGUGGCAACCCUAAGGACGUGAAGUCAGACUACCUGGACAGAGCCAGUGAGCUCAUCUGUUUGGCUGUACAGAAGGAGAAAGAGCUGGACUUCCAGGCAGCUUUCUCCUGCUAUCGCAGUGGAGUGGACCUGCUGCUGCAAGGAGUGCAAGGUGAGCCUAGUCCCACUCGGCGAGAGGCAGUGAAGAAGAAGACUGCAGAGUAUCUGAUGCGUGCAGAACAGAUAUCCAGUCAGCAUCUGAGAAGCAACAUGGGUCAAGGGUCAACACAGACAGUGGCUUUGGGGGCGCAGUGCUGCCCGUCCACCAGCAGAGGAGGCCAGCAGAGUCCAUCUGAGGAGCUGAGAGCUUUCAGGGUGCUGGGCGUCAUAGAUAAGGUUCUUUUGGUCAUGGACAAGAGAACACAAGAGACGUUCAUCCUAAAAGGUCUGAGGAAGAGCAGUGACUGUGGGCGGACUAAAAGAACAAUCAUGCCUCACUCUGUGCCCCACAUGGUGCGGCUAAGGAAGUUCAUUGUCUCUGAAGACACAGUUUUCCUUUUGCUGCAGUAUGCUGAAGGCGGGAAGCUGUGGUCUCACAUUGGAAAGUACCUUCGUAAUUCCAGCCCAGAGGAGAGCUUUGACAUUCCUUUCAUCCAGAAGAGCCACACUGCGGCGGUACACUCUCCACAACAUAUUGUACCACUUCUGGAUGUAGGUUCAGCCAGUUCUGGUUCUGGGCCGCUUGCAUGUUCUGAUUCAGUUUCAGGGCUGCAGAAGGAAGUGGAGGACCUCAUCACGUCUCCUCAGAAACGUGUUCUCCUCCCCAGGCUUAUCGAACAAAUCGGGGCCCAGUCAGACUCCAGAGCCAACUCUGAUGAAGAGUGCACCAACAGUUAUUUGACACUUUGCAAUGAGUACGAACAAGACAAAGUAGAACCAGAUGCACUAGAAGAGGAGGAAGGGAAGAGUGAACAGGAAAUGCUGUCACUGGAAGUGCCCAUAGCGACGACCACCCCUUCCUCACGUAGUCGCUCGUUGCUCAGCAACGACAGCCUCUCUUCACCUAUCAGCUCUCAGGAACUUGGCUUUUUCACAGAGUCGUCCGACAAAAGUGGCCACACCCUUGACAAUGAGCAAUACCACGGCGAGGGACAGGACCACGGUGAGGUGUUCAGUCCUUUGUCCUCGCCUGUUGUGCCUCUGUCUCUGGAUCAGUCCAAGCACACGCCAAUGGAGUUCUUCCGUAUUGACAGCAAAGACAGCGCAAGCGAGGUGACCUGUCUCGAUUUGGGAGAGCAGCGACCCUCUCAUAAGCAGGUCCCCCUCUUUUCUACGUCUGACCUGGGCUCGGACGUGACUGAGGAUUUUCCAGAGCUGGCUCAGGAGGUGAAGGGCCACAGCUUGGAGACUUGGGGGUUGGACUGUAGCGAUAAAGGCUCCAAUGAGUCAGUGCCAGUCAUUUCAUUUAAAGAGGCAGUAGUUGAGGAUGAGGGUCACCCACCAGACCUUUUGGUCAACCUGCCUGUAAUGAGUGGGACUGGAGACUCUUUACAGGAGGAAUUAAAGACUUCGGGUGUGUGUCUGGGCCUCGAGGCCACAGCCUCUCCUCAGAAGUUCAUCCAGCCUGAUGUUUUACAACUUCACAGCCAGUCUGAGGAAGGAGAAGAGCAGCCACUGGAGCAGGAGCUUUUAUCUUUGUGCACAGCUUCUGCAACUUGUGACACCAGUGUUGCAUCUUCCUCUCCCUUCAACUCAGUGUGGGAUGACUGCAGCUUGGUGUUUGGGCAAGAAGCCUCUGACAAAAUGGUGAUUCAUCCUGCAUGCCAAAAUAAUGACCUUCCCUUUGACCUUUCAGGUACUGACUCACCUAAAGAGAAACUAGAGGCCAGAGUAAAUACUGACAUGGAUCCAGAUCCAAACGGCACAGGCUCUAUCCCAGCCACAAACGAGUCUCGUGCAGUCUUGAGUGAGAGUUUAUCAGGUCUUGAUGGUGAAUCAUCAAUAGUUAUUAGUAAUGCAGGUGGCAGCGCAUUUGAUAAAGAAGUAUCACGGCUGUUUGCGGAGCUGGACGAGCUGUUACUGGCUGCAUCCCAAGCUUGUAUCCCAGAGGAGUUUGUACGGUGCUGGGCCAUAGAGAUGGUGACCGCCCUGGAUUCUCUGCACCAGGAGGGCAUCAUCUGUCGAGACCUAAACCCCAACAACAUCCUGCUCGACCACCAAGGUCAUGUUCAGCUUACCUACUUUUGUAGUUGGAGUGACGUGGAGGAGUCCUAUGACAAAGAGGCCAUUUCCAAUAUGUACUGUGCACCAGGUGAGAUAUACAUACAAGUCAGGGUUCAAAGUUAAUGUUUUUUUUUCCAUUUGCCAGGCAAAUGGGUCAGAAGUAUACAUGCCUGGAGUAAAUUUUUACUUUCCCCUAUAAAGACUGACUUAUUUAGAACCAGUUAUCAAAAAAAUGAUACUAAAGUUAAUUGUCAUGUUUAUUCUUUAGAAAUAAUGAAGUAAAUUAAUCAGACAGUGUGUCAUAGAUGCAAAGCAGCAAACAUUGUUGCAUAUUGAAAUGGUGUGACAGGUACCUCUCCUUCUCCCCAGAGAUGGACUUGUUUACUCUGAAGGUGCUUUCAGACCAAAAGUGAAGUGAGCAUUGGGGGCGGUGCAUUUACAUACAAAGUCAAUGCAAAGACGCGUGGAGCCGCGAUUUUCUGUCAGGUGCAAUGCGAAGGCCUUUGCAUGAGUUGAAUAUUUUCAACUCCAGACACUGAGUCGCAAUAGCCUAUCAGUGUUGAGCUUGUCUGCACGUCACCGAUCGCUUCAGAGCGUUGUGUGGAGAGGGCCAGGCAGAGCGGGAGAUUAAAAUUCUACUGGCUGGCGGAGAGCAGCUAAACUUGGGGGAGAGGAGCU